ACAAUCUUUUCUAGCUACCCCACUCCCACAGCCCCCCUACUAUUGUCCGCUUUCGCUCUCUCCCCUCCCUCCCGGCCCGCGCGCCGCGAAGGCCACCGCUGACCGCCCCGCCGCCCCCUUUUGGCAUUCUCGACGUCUCACACCUCCUCCUCCUCCUCCGCCGCCGGGCCUCUGAUCUACCAAUUAAUUAAUCAUUAAAUGGGGAACUGUUGCUCGGGGGAAGCUGCACCUGACGCCGCCGCGCAGGAAAACAAAGCCGCCGACCAGAACGCGGAGGGAUCCGCGUCCCACAACGGCGGCGGCGAGAAUGGGUGCGGCGAAAACGGCUCCGCGCACGGGAAUGGUAAUCUUCCGACGAAAACGACUCCUCCCUCUCCAGGCCACUCCUCGAAGCCGACGGCCAUCGGACCGGUCCUCGGCCGGCCGAUGAGCGACGUCCGGACGAACUACACGAUCGGGAAGGAGCUGGGGAGGGGCCAGUUCGGGGUUACCCACCUGUGCACGGAUAAACAGACGGGAGAGCAGUUCGCGUGCAAGACAAUCGCGAAGAGGAAGCUGGUGAACAAGGAGGAUAUCGAGGAUGUGAGACGGGAAGUACAGAUCAUGCACCACCUGACAGGACAGCCCAACAUCGUACAGCUAAAAGGGGCGUACGAGGACAAGCACUCGGUCCAUCUGGUCAUGGAGCUGUGCGCCGGGGGAGAGCUCUUCGAUCGCAUCAUCGCCAAGGGGCACUACACGGAACGCGCCGCCGCGUCCCUCCUCAGAACCAUCGUCCAGAUCGUCCACACUUGCCAUUCCAUGGGCGUCAUUCACAGAGAUCUCAAACCCGAGAAUUUCCUCCUCCUCAGCAAAGACGAAGAUGCCCCUCUCAAGGCUACAGAUUUCGGUCUUUCCGUCUUCUACAAACAAGGAGAUGUGUUCAAGGACAUUGUGGGUAGUGCGUAUUACAUUGCACCGGAAGUCUUGAAGAGAAGCUAUGGGCCAGAGGUUGAUAUAUGGAGCGUUGGUGUUAUGCUAUACAUUCUUCUUUGUGGUGUUCCUCCUUUCUGGGCAGAAUCUGAGAAUGGAAUAUUCAAUGCAAUUUUGCGUGGGCAUGUGGAUUUUUCGAGCGACCCAUGGCCAGCGAUUUCGCCUGGGGCAAAGGAUCUGGUCAAGAAAAUGUUGAAUUCCGACCCCAAGCAAAGAUUAACAGCAUUGGAAGUUCUAAAUCAUGCAUGGAUCAAGGAGGAUGGAGAAGCACCAGACACGCCGCUUGACAAUGCUGUUUUGGAUAGAUUGAAGCAGUUCAGAGCCAUGAACAAGUUCAAGAAAGUUGCGCUCAGGGUCAUCGCAGGUUGCCUCUCCGAGGAAGAAAUCAUGGGGUUGAAGGAUAUGUUCAGAACCAUGGAUACCGACGGAAGUGGCACGAUUACCCUCGAGGAAUUGAAGCAAGGCCUGUCUAAGCAAGGGACAAAACUGUCCGAAUACGAAGUCAAGCAACUCAUGGAAGCUGCUGAUGCUGAUGGAAACGGCACAAUAGACUACGAAGAAUUCAUUACAGCAACAAUGCAGAUGAACCGAAUGGACAGAGAAGAGCAUCUAUACAUCGCAUUCCAGUACUUCGACAAAGACAAUAGUGGCUACAUUACAAUCGAGGAAUUAGAGCAAGCUCUAAGAGAAUUCGGCAUGGGUGACGACAAGGACAUAAAAGAAAUUAUUUCUGAAGUCGACUCAGACCAUGAUGGGAGGAUUAACUACGACGAGUUUGUGGCCAUGAUGAAGAAAGGCAACCCGGAUGCAGCAGCGAACCCAAAGAAAAGAAGAGACGUGUCGUUCGACUCAUAGUAAAAUAAAAUAAAAUGUUUCAUUAUUAUUAUUAAUAUCGUCGAAGGAUGGGCCGGGGUUACGUUGUCACGUACAUAUAUAUAUGCAUGCAUGCAGAGGUGGCUAAGGAUCGGAGAAUUAUAUAUAUUAUUGGAAGAGAGGAAAUGCCCGCAGUACGUACAGUUAGUGAGAUGACGAUUAUUUUAGCUUUGUUGUUGGCGAGGGAAUUGAAGAUCAAACAUAUAUAUACUACAAAUGUGAAUAUAGAUGGAUGGAUGGAUGGAUGGAUGGAUGGAUGGAACAAAUUUCAGAUCAUGAUGAUGAUGAGAUCCCACGAAGUCAAGGAUUGUAGUCCGGAUAUUAACAACGUUCUAUUAAAAAAA
Molecule: messenger RNA, 2189 nt
Organism: Ipomoea nil (Japanese morning glory)
Lineage: Eukaryota; Viridiplantae; Streptophyta; Magnoliopsida; Solanales; Convolvulaceae
Product: calcium-dependent protein kinase 34-like
Exons: 7
Coding region: 199-1827 (542 amino acids)
Biological process (GO): peptidyl-serine phosphorylation; intracellular signal transduction; protein autophosphorylation
Cellular component (GO): cytoplasm; nucleus
Molecular function (GO): calcium ion binding; ATP binding; calcium-dependent protein serine/threonine kinase activity
Source: RefSeq, a predicted model, not a curated record